UGUCCGGUUCUGGUACAAGGCAAAGUCGGCCUGUAUCAACAAUGUCAAAGGCGACCGAAAGAUGGGAGCGGUGAUGCGGGCGCGCAAGUUCAGCCCUUAGAUAAUCUGGCUUCUACGACGAAAUCGAAAAGCAAAGGUGGCUUUCAUCAUGGGGUUUCCUCCUCUCCACCAAGUAGGAGGACAACACGCGGACGCCGAACACGAGGAUCAGGC
Amoebophrya sp. A25 is the source of this 213-nucleotide messenger RNA. Lineage: Eukaryota; Dinophyceae; Syndiniales; Amoebophryaceae. The record is from the annotation of a GenBank genome assembly.